Monodelphis domestica (gray short-tailed opossum) is the source of this 2894-nucleotide messenger RNA. It is a transcript of the gene SUCNR1, whose product is annotated as succinate receptor 1. Gene Ontology annotation, cellular component: plasma membrane. NCBI's taxonomy places the organism in Eukaryota, Metazoa, Chordata, Mammalia, Didelphimorphia, Didelphidae. The record is from RefSeq and is a predicted model, not a curated record. Gene Ontology annotation, biological process: G protein-coupled receptor signaling pathway. Gene Ontology annotation, molecular function: G protein-coupled receptor activity.
AUCAACUGUCUCCGCCCUGGAAUCUCUCAUCCCUCCAGAUUCCAAGCCUCCUCCACCAUCCCCCGCUGCGGAUAGAAACCUCGGCAUGUCUUCCAGGCUCUGCUCCUCAAAGCCUCUGGAUCAUUCCUCUAUCACAAGUUUUUCUAGUCUGAAAAGGGCAAGUGGGGUGGCAUGGAGAGGACGUUGCAUUAGAUAGCAUCUAAUGUGCCUGUCCAGCGCUAAAUGUGAUCCUCUGAUUUGGCAAGGACACUGGCGCUCCAGUCUGGAAUACCUGGGAUCAAAUACAGCCACAGCCACCCACUAACUGUAUGAUCUCUGGCAAGUCCCUUAAUCUGAGUUUUCUUCACUCUAAACUGAGGACUAAUAAUAACACACUUACUCCUGAGGGUUGUUGCGAGGGUAAAGUGCGGUCCUAUCUGUGGCCCGGUUUGCAAACCUUAAAGCCAAGCAGAAAUGCAAGUUAUUACGAUCCUGUGAGGAGGAGGGUCUAGAAGGUCUCUCCCGAGGCUAAAGUGAUGAUUCUACAAAAUAGGAACGAGCUCGGAAUCAUGCGGAGUUCCUGAGUAAAAUCAAGGAACACUUGGCUAUGGGUUUCUUUGUGCAUUCUAAGUCUUCAGCUUGUUCUGCCUUCUGGAUGAAAGAGUUAAUGGGUCUGUGGCUCCUUCUCACAGGAAGUGCACCCAGGGCUCUAUGGCGAGUCAGAUACACGAACUCCUCCAUGUGUUUUGAAUGAUUACAUGAUAUGCAAAUGAGUUGAAAUAAGGCGAUCCAGCUGCUGCGGGAGAGCCAGCCAGAAGCCUCAGUCAUCGCUGGGCUCCAGAGGAGUGUCUGCCCAUCCAGGAGAAUGGAACAGAACAUAACUUGUGGCAAAUGGCUGGGAGCAGAAGCAGUCCUAGAAAAAUACUUCCUUCCUACCUUCUAUUCCAUUGAGUUUGUUGUUGGCCUCCUUGGGAACACAGUUGUUGUUUUGGGUUAUCUCUUCUGCCUGAGAAAUUGGAAAAGUGGCAACAUCUAUCUCUUCAACCUCUCCCUUUCUGACCUCACCUUCCUAUGUACCCUCCCUGUGUUGGUGGGAGGGUAUGCCAAUGGGAAUUGGACAUAUGGCCCUUUCCUAUGCAUAAGUAACAGGUACUUGCUCCAUGCCAACUUGUACACAAGCAUCCUUUUCCUUACCUUCAUCAGCAUCGACCGUUACCUGCUCAUAAAAUAUCCCUUCCGAGAACAUUUCCUGCAAAAGAAAGAAGUUGCUAUCUUGAUCUCGGUGGCAAUCUGGAUUUGGGUGACUCUGGAGCUUCUACCAAUCCUCAUCUUCAUUGAUCCAAACAUAGGAAACAAUGGCACCACUUGUAAUGACUAUGCAAGUUCUGGAGAACCCAAAUACAACCUUCUCUACAGUGUGUGUCUGACUGUUCUGGGAUUCCUCAUUCCUCUCUCUGUCAUGUGCUUCUCUUACCUGAAAAUCGCCUUUUUCCUAAAGGCGAGAAGCAGACAACUCACCACUUCUCUUCCCCUUGAGAAGCCUCUCCACUUGGUCAUCAUGGCGAUGGUGAUAUUCUCCGUUCUCUUUACCCCAUACCACAUCAUGCGCAAUGUGCGGAUAGCUUCCCGCCUUGAGGUCUGGAUGCGGACUAGAUGCACACAGGUCAUCAUCAACUCAAUUUACAUUAUGACCCGACCCUUAGCCUUUCUGAACAGUGUGAUCAACCCUCUUUUUUAUUUCCUAAUGGGAGAUCACUUCAGGGAUAUGUUGGUCAGUCAAGCAAGGACCUUCUUUAAAUGCUUUACAACCUUUAGAAGGUGACCUCACUGGUCAACUAAUGACAGCCUUCAAGGACAUGCAGGAUUUUCCUUUCUUUAGGUGGAUAAGUUUUGUUUCCCUGAUAGGGAAACAUGGAUUGUUGGCUUGUUCUCUCUACUCCAGGGCUUCAGCUCUUCUCCCUGACACACUGAUCAGUUACCCUUUUGUCUCUCUAAAAUCGAGAUUCAUCUCUUAAAUACCAACACUCUUGUGGAAAUGUUAAAUAGGUGUGAUUCAGGGAACUCUACUGUCUUUGAAGACAUGAAAUUGCAGGGAAUAGGGAAAUCGAGAGGCACACAUGGUGGAUAAUGCAGCACAGUAUGUUCAAGGAAUGGGGAAGGAAGAGAGGCAUAUGGGCAUAUGAAUGCCACCAAAACAAUAGAGGUGGGAAAAAAGGUGAUUGACUAUUCCUGUGGAGAGAAGAAGAAGUAGACCAUCCAUGGCCUCCAUUAGUAUCCUCAUGAGACUCCUCCAUACCCCUCUGGCACAUUGGGCCAUCUCUCUCUGGCAAAACUUAUGGGAUCAUAUUGGAUGUGCAGUCACAGAGGGGUUCCAAUCAGUAUCACUGGAGGGAACAAGCAAAUUGGUGAGAUCACAGAUGCACGGGAAAACUCUUGGUUCCACAUGAAGAAAUAUGAUUUCAGCAUGUGUAGAGAGUCAAAAAUGGACUUCACUAUGUGCUGUUUAUAUUUUCCCCUCUGUUCAUGAUCCAAAGGACAUUAGUAUGGGCAACAUUUUUAGUAUUUUCCAGACACUUAAGAUCGUAGGAAGGCAGUAAUAAGUCAACAAAGCAACCUUGAGUCAGUGGUUGUGGCUUAGUCUUGUUAUCACAGUUUGUAGCAAGGGUGAAGCUGGCAGAUUGAGCAGGACCAAGGGCUUCUGGUUUGCCACAGACUAUAGCAACUGGGUGUCCAUAGGAAGUCCAGCUCUAGUAUGGGAAGCCCUUUGGUGUUGGGGGACUGAACUGGCUAAUCUCAGAAAAACAAUGUUUUCUACUAUCAGUACUGGAAUUGGGUCUAUGAGUGGCUAAUAUACUCCCAGCUCUAAUCAAGUGGAGAAACAUAAUCCAAAUGAAAAUAAAACACAAUAUAUCAAA